AUGGCAUCUACGAAUGGAGUUACAGAAGGUCUCUUCGGACUUGAGCUAGUCUCUCCUGAAGUUGCCAAAUCCCUCCCCGAAUCAUAUACUCUCCGCGCGCUACAAAAGUCCGACUAUGCCCAUGGAUUCCUAGAUGUUUUGCGAGUUCUUACUGUCGUUGGCGAUAUCACCGAAGAGCAAUGGAAUGAGCGAUACGAUUGGUACAACAGUCAAGGAAAGGGAGGUUAUUAUCUAUUGGUUAUUGAGGAUCAAGGGAAAGUCGUCGCAACUGGUGCGUUGAUUGUGGAAAGAAAGUUCAUCCACAACCUCGGUCUCGUAGGUCACAUCGAAGACAUUGCUGUAGCAAAGGAUCAACAAGGACAGAAACUCGGCUUGAAGAUGAUUCAAGCUCUAGAUUUCAUCGCGGAGAAGAUUGGUUGUUACAAAAGCAUAUUAGACUGUAGUGAGGCCAACGAGGGGUUCUACGUCAAGUGUGGGUUCAAAAGGGCAGGAUUGGAAAUGGCUCAUUAUUAUGAGCAUUGA
Molecule: messenger RNA, 522 nt
Organism: Sclerotinia borealis F-4128
Lineage: Eukaryota; Fungi; Ascomycota; Leotiomycetes; Helotiales; Sclerotiniaceae
Source: the annotation of a GenBank genome assembly